Messenger RNA from Kockovaella imperatae, 332 nucleotides. RefSeq lists its product as hypothetical. The transcript has 3 exons. The record is from RefSeq and is a predicted model, not a curated record. Bases 68 to 304 code for a protein of 78 amino acids. NCBI's taxonomy places the organism in Eukaryota, Fungi, Basidiomycota, Tremellomycetes, Tremellales, Cuniculitremaceae.
CAUCUGUCCUUCUUGUUGUCUACUGUCGAUCUCAUAUUCCCAACUUGACUGAUCGCUACCUGCCACCAUGUUUGGAAGCCACAAACGAUCUCACACGCAUACUUCUCACCGACAGAAUCGGAUCCGCGGUCUGCGAAGUGCCAUCAACAAUCCUCGAACCACUCAUGCCGGAAGGACUGAAGCAAAGGCAGAAUUGCACGCGAUGGGUGCAACAGCCAAUAAGCCUUCCUUUGGCACUCGUGUCCGUCACCUCUUCGGUCUUCCAGGCAAGUCGCACCACCGUAACAAGCAUCACAGAGCAUAAUAGGGCCCAUGAGAAGCUCGCCAGAUGU